Messenger RNA from Salvia splendens (bonfire salvia), 2989 nucleotides. RefSeq lists its product as uncharacterized. The record is from RefSeq and is a predicted model, not a curated record. The coding region runs from base 1959 to 2879 and encodes 306 amino acids. Lineage: Eukaryota; Viridiplantae; Streptophyta; Magnoliopsida; Lamiales; Lamiaceae. The transcript has 9 exons.
CAAUUACGGCUGUAGGUAUAAAUUGUUACUAAAAAUGGAAAGAGUGCAAAUAACUUGGGACGCCCAGAAAAGAAAUAAGUGCAAUUAGUGAGGGACGGAGGGAGUAUUUCGUAAAAUUUGUAUCACUACGAAAUAAACUCUUAAUAGGGGAUAAAUUAAAAAGAAAAGAAUGUACUAUGUGACUAUAUAUAUUCACACAGGAUACAGAGAUUAUUGUAAAUUAUAAAUGUUGACAUAAAAUGACUAUUUUGAUCUAAACCGAUUUUAUAUAAAAUUGUCCGUAACGUACUCAUAAACAAUUUGCGUAAGGAUGUCUAGAUUUAGUGAGAUGGAUCAACCAAAAUGAUGAAGAGAAUAGUAUAAAAAUCCAGAAAGAUAAAUGUUGGGACUAUAAUCAAAUUAAAUGAUGGCAUUCAUUAAAUGUGAGCGAUGUGACAAAUUUUGAUUUAAGAUUUGGCUCCCUCCCACUUUCCAAUGCAUAGUGUGAACAGCCUUUACGGCACAAUCUACGAAAAUCAAACCCCAUCCAAUUUGUUAAUCACACACACAGUUUAAUUUGCUCUAUAGUUUAAUUGAAAAACGCCAUUCGUGAUGGCGUCUUCAUAUAAAUACGCCAUUUCAUCCAGCGUUUCUAAUUUACUUAACACGCCAAUCCUGUCGGCGUUUUUUUUCUUGUAACACGCCAACCAUGUUGGCGUUUUUUAACUUACCUGUAUUUCCAUAAAAUACGCCGACAUACGGUUCAACUGGUAAAACGCCAAUGCGGGUGGCGUCUUCACUAAUAAAAAACGCCAAUGUGGGUGGCGUUUUUCCCAUAUAUGGAAGAGAUAACAAAAUGGGUACAUUUACGUAAUUUUAAAGGCCAACUGCCCUACAAACCCGAUUUCCUCUCCAAAGUUUUCAGCGGGCUAGUAGUUUUCCUAGUGGCCUUCUACGUCGAUCGAGUAGUGCAUCGUAGGAGAUGUGUGCCACGUGCCAUUCCUAGGAUAAAGGACUGGACGGCCGAACUGUUGAAGGAGAGAGAGGAAGAGGAAAUGAAAGAAGAUGAUUUUGGUCUUGGACGAGUGACUUCACAAUUAGAUGAGAAUGAACUGGGUGGUGCGGAAAUGACAACAGAAGUGGUACAUCCACCGGCUACUGAAGAUGUUAUUGAAGAGAUAUAUGCUUCGGAUGAAUUGGUGUAUAUGAGGGGUGUUUGGGGGGCAACCAAACACAUAGGUGACGAUUUCAAGAUGCUGGCAAAGGAAUUGAACCAAGCUUCUCCAGAAAUCAGCAAUAAGGACAACUUUAGAAUAACGUGACACUCUCAGGAUGGCGUUUAGAUUGGACGAAAAAGACUUUGACCCUGUGGAGUCAAUGAUGCAGUCGCAGUCUGCCCACUAUAGUGCAGUGGAAGACUGGUCAGAGUCCUUGAAAUCUUUGUUGGACGCGGCUGAUGAAAUGGAUAUACUAGAAAACAAAGACGAAUACCCAAGCUUCAGCCUUGGGUUUGAUUCCAGCCAGGAUGAUGACGCUUGUCACCAUGAUUCAGAGCGUCAACAAGAGACAGACAAUACAGCCAAUGUUGAAGAGGGUGAUGUGUCGGAGUACGAGCUAAGGGAGCCAGCCGAUCUUUUUUUAGUGGGGAUGAAGUUGUAUCCCAGGACGAGGACAGAGAGAACGCUGCUGAUUUGGGAGGUGAGGGUCUGGAUUUUAUUACUGGUAGUGCCAUUGGAAAAGAGGUGGGAGUCAAAGAGCCUGUGGCUAUUGCACAAGUAGGAACGGUUGUGAAUGAGGAGAAUGCACUCGACGUGGCUAGUGCUAUUGCGCGUGAUGUUGUGUCGGAGCACGACGCAGUAUACGUAGCUGUUUGCUCUGCCGUGGAAGCAGUCAUUGAACUAGGUGAUGCUGCUUUCGAAACACAAACAGUUACGGGGGGCGUUGAUGCGGGUAAAUUACCUGUACGUCAAGAUGUAGAGAUGAAUCGUGAAGAGAGCACGUAUGCUGAAAUACAACCUGCUCCAGCAAGGAAACUCAAACUGCCUAUAGGGAGAAGAGAGGAUUCAACAUCAACGCAUAUCAGCCGAACAUGGACUAGAGAAGAGAGGGAUUGUUACCAAUUCCUUCUUGCAACGCCCUACAUGUGGACGGAUCAUGUUAUUUACUCCAAUGAUGUGGUGGAAGUUACUAAACUGAAAUUCAGCUCGUUGAAGCCACAUGAGGCUGUUGACGCUGAAGUUAUCGAUGUUUGGGCUUCUCAUCUGAAUGGCAUGGAGGUGUAUAAAUCAACACAGAAGCCCAACAGAUUAUUUGUCACAACGGUUGCGACAUCAGACAAUGUUGUUGAACGGAGAGCUAGUUGGGAAAAAUCUGAAGCUGCGUCAACAUUCUGUGAUGAGAUAGAUGGUCAAUUCAACGGCACUGGAACUUUUGACAUCACACAACAUGAUUUGACUGGGGUUGCGGAUGUGCUAGACCAUGUGGUGCUCGAGAACGGUAUUCCAGAUCGGGCCAAAUAUGAAAGAGACUUGGAUUUACUAAGGGAUUAUCUAGGUUUUUGUCUCAUGUCAAAGGGAUUCGACGAACUGUCUUAUUUCAUAAUCACGGAGCGUAGUACGCGCUUGCUGGACUUGCCAUGGAAGACAACCCAGGCCACUAAUGACUCGGGGGUAUUCCUGAUGAGACACAUGGAGACUUACAUGGGGAGAUAUUGCAAGGCCAUGCUCCUUGCAUCGUUCAACGAUUGCAGAGAAAGGUUCUCGUCGUACAUUAGUCAUUACAUCAACGUGACUCCUAACUUUAGAACACAUUAUGCGAGGCAAGUGAAUGGAAUGUUGAACAUGGCGCCCCGUAACGAGCAACACAAUCAGCCGACAAGGAAUAAAAGCAAGUUGAAUUGAGUAGAUUUGGAAUUGACUAGUUGUUUUUUAAAUGUUAAUGGUAGCUGUUUGGAUAUUGGUAUUUACUUUUAGAUGCUAAUGGUAGUUUUGGGAUAUUGGUAUUUGCUUUU